AUUAAAUAUGAUGUGAGGUGUGUUGGAGAAAGGCGAGGCAGAUGAUGGCUUCUAAUCCGAUCAUUUUCAUAAAAAAUAAAUACGUCACCUUCCCAACUGUAUUACUAGCAUUUGCAUUCCCCUUCGCAUCUGUUCCAACCAAACACAAGAUGUGUUUAUUUUGCAUUUAAUUUUCAACCGUAUCAUAAAGGCAAGAUGCGUUUCAUGAAAUUUCGACUAUAAAAGGUGAAAGAAAAUGAACGAUAAAUAUUCAAGGAAGGACAUAUAGUCAACAAUAAGGUGCUAUUUCAUCCAUAUUAGUUAAAAAGUUAAAAAAUAAUUUUUUUUAUUAAAGGUUAUGUUGUGACAUAUCAAGAAUUAUAAUGAAGAUAUUAAUAUUUUUUAAAUAAAUGUAAUUAUUUUAAAGACACUAUUUAAUAUUGUCUUAUUUAUUUUUAAAUUAAAAUGGUAUUUGUCAAGUCUCUCUGAUAAGUUGUCACAUUUAUUGUCACUCUGUCAACUUUUAUGACUCUUGGUUAUAUUUUCUUGAUAUUAUUGAAUAUUUUACUAUACCUUUCUCACAUUACUUGAUCCAUGAAGUAUGAAUAACGUGGCAUCUUAACUUGUUAACGAUCAAGUUAUUAAUUUAUUUCAGUAGUCAUUGGUGAAGAAAUAAAUAAUAUCGUUCACUGUAAUUAAAUGAAUCGUUUGAAAAAUUAGGCAUGCUGUAAAGUGACCCGAAAAUUCUUAUUAAUUAAAUUACUAAAGAUGAUAAAUCAAUAAUCUAAGUGGCACUUCUUAAUAUUGAAAACCACCACAUUUAUCUGAUACCGUCACCGUGUGUUUAUAAUAACUUAGUAAAAAGCCUGUAAGUACGUAGAUACGGGGCACCAAAACACGAGCUACAAGAUCAACAACGCCAAUGCUAUUUUAACACUCAAAAUAGAUGUCUACACUUAGACAUCGGAUACAUUUGUAUGUUAAAAUAAUUAAAAUAGACACUCAUUUGCGGUAUUAAAACCGAAUUGUUGUUUUGUAUAAUAACGAUAAUCCUCUUAAAAUAGAAAAUUUUGAUAUAGCUAAAAAUGAGCAAGAGAAAAAUACCUGCCUCAAAAGCAAUUUAAUAAAAAAUACUUUUCAUUUAUAUAUUCUUUACAAUUUUUUAAUGUGUGUCCAGUAACACAAUAAUAAUUUAUGUGUGGUAAAAUUUUAUUAAAACUCAAUCACAUAAUUUAAUGUGUUUUUAAUAUUAAAUAUUAUAAUUUUUUUAAAAAUUAUUAACUAUUAAUUUUUUAUUAUUUACUCUUGAAGAGACUUUAGAAAACUAAUAUAUACUCCUUAAUACAAUCGUAAUUGUUGACGACGGUGGCAUUUAAGGUACACGUUUUCCCUACCUUAUACCUUAAUAGUGUGCAACUACACAACGUAGUAAUAGAAAUAAAUGGCAGCAUGGCACAUUAUGAUUGUGAAAGACUGUGGCAUUUGUUGAAGUUUAUGAGAAAAAGAAGGGCAAUGUGAUAGAAUUAGAACUAUAUCAACCCACCUAUCUUCCUUGACCCCUCACUUAUCCGCAACAUAUCAGAAAAAGAAACACAACAAAGAAAACAUGUCUCUAGUCACAGCUGAGAUCAAAGCCAAAUCAGAGGUGUACCAUGGAGAUGAACUCUGCCAAGAAAAGACCAAGUUUUUGCUGAAGGAAGUAGGGCUACCCAAUGGCCUUUUGCCCUUGAAAGACAUAGAAGAAUGUGGGUAUGAAAAGGAAAGUGGGUUCGUGUGGCUUAAGCAGAAAAAGGCCAUAAACCACAAGUUUGAGAAGAUUGGGAAGUUAGUGUCUUAUGCUCCUGAAAUCACUGCCUAUGUUGAGGUUGGUAAGAUAAAGAAGCUCACUGGUGUGAAGGCCAAGGAGAUAUUGGUUUGGAUCACACUGAAUGAGAUCUUUGUUGAUGAUCCACCAACUGGCAAAAUCACGUUCAAAAACCCUUCAGGGCUUUUCAGGACAUUCCCAGUCUCAGCUUUUGAGAUUGAGGAGCCAGUUAAGGAUGUCAAGGAAGAAAACAAGCAAGUCACACCAGUCCCCAGUGUUGUUGCGGUCAGAGAGGUUUGAUUCCGACUAGGUUGCUCGUUUGGAGUAUUCUUAUAAUAAUAACUAUGUUUUAUAGCGUAUUUAAAUCUUGCAUUAAGUCGUUACCAAAAAACAAAUCUUGCAUUAAGUUGUCAUCGUUUCCUUUUCUUGCUCCAUAGCUAGGCUUGUAGUAUCAGCUUCAUGGAUUUAGCACCUCCUUGCACUAUAAUAGAAA
Abrus precatorius (Indian licorice) is the source of this 2276-nucleotide messenger RNA. RefSeq lists its product as uncharacterized. The coding region runs from base 1586 to 2083 and encodes 165 amino acids. The record is from RefSeq and is a predicted model, not a curated record. The transcript has a single exon. NCBI's taxonomy places the organism in Eukaryota, Viridiplantae, Streptophyta, Magnoliopsida, Fabales, Fabaceae.